AUGUCUAUCCCGGACUUCAUCAGUACCCUCAUGUUCCAUUUCUCCUGCACUGCAUUAGAGAACGUGAAUUAUUGGGAAAUAUUGAUGUGCAUACCAGAUGAUGAGAAUGUAGUCGAUUGGCUUGCGGCAUUGCAGCAAAGUGACUUCAGUUUACAGGUACCUACAAGACCCCAUGGAUUACACAAUGAAGAAAGUGUUGCGAUGUUCAUCCAUACGUUGGACGGCUGCAGUAACCAAAAACUUCAGGAACGAUUCCAACACUCGAGAGACACUGUGUCGCGACAUUUCCAUGUAGUGUUGGAAGCGAUGAAGUUGUUCACAGAAGUGCAUUAUAAGCCCACCAGAGAUCAAAAUAAUAGGCAUCCAUAUUUGCGAUCCAGAGGGAAAUAUGUGCCUUCCAAGCAUUGUAUUGGAGCGUUGGACGGUACUCAUGUAGAAGUCGUGUUGCCUGCCCAUGAUGCCGGCACAUAUUACAGUCGCAAAGGAUAUCCAACCCAAAACAUACUAACAGUAUGCGACUUCGACAUGUGCUUCAUUUUCAUAUCUUGUGGUUGGGAAGGAAGCAUGCAUGACAGUCGCAUCUUCAACGAAAUAAUUGAGAACGAACAUGCACCGUUCCCACACCCCCAGGAAGGUAAAUAUUACCUUGUGGGUGCGGGUUAUCCAAACAAGAAGGGGUAUUUGGCACCAUACAAAGGGUCUUGGUAUCACCAAGCACAGUUCCGGGAUCGUGGACGACCCGAUAAUCCAAGAGAAUUGUUUCACGAGGCACACGCAUCAUUGAGGAGCGUGGUGGAAAUAACAUUUGGAGUGUGGAAAUCGCGCUGA
Messenger RNA from Camellia sinensis, 828 nucleotides. The record is from RefSeq and is a predicted model, not a curated record. Lineage: Eukaryota; Viridiplantae; Streptophyta; Magnoliopsida; Ericales; Theaceae.